Messenger RNA from Papilio polytes (common Mormon), 2525 nucleotides. RefSeq names its product putative inorganic phosphate cotransporter (gene MFS10). The record is from RefSeq and is a predicted model, not a curated record. The transcript has 11 exons. Lineage: Eukaryota; Metazoa; Arthropoda; Insecta; Lepidoptera; Papilionidae. Gene Ontology annotation, biological process: transmembrane transport; monoatomic anion transport. The coding region runs from base 198 to 1739 and encodes 513 amino acids. Gene Ontology annotation, molecular function: transmembrane transporter activity.
GUUUGACAAUUUGACAGAUUUCAAGUUUCUAAUCUGUCGAAAGCGAUGACAGCUGCAACAAGGUUAAUUUUCCUUUGUUUGUGUACAAUUCCUUAAAAAUUGUUAUAAAUUGUGACUCAUCUAUAAACACAAUCGUGUUACACUGUUCAUAUAUCGUUUUUUAAGAAUAAGGAAUGCGCUAUUAAUUUUAAUUCAACAUGUCAUUGCCAGUAGAAGAAGAUCCUAUCAUAAACGCUGAUAUUAGAGAUGAUGUUACAAGUAGCAGUCGUAAUCUUGUUGAGGUAGAACGAGAGGAGACAACAGGAUGGAUCAAAAGUCGGACAGUGUUAGGAAUCAUGGGCUUCUUAGGUUUCGCCAACGUGUAUGCAAUGCGAGUAAAUCUAUCAGUUGCUAUUGUGGCCAUGGUAAACUCGACAACUGUACAGAACAAUUCAACACUAGAUGUAUGCCUUCCACCAACUCCUAGCAAUACUUCAAUACCAGCAAAACCUGGUGAAUUUAAUUGGGACGCAGGACAACAGAGUAUUAUAUUAGGUUCUUUCUUCUAUGGAUAUGUUUUAACACAGAUACCAGGUGGAAGGAUAGCUGAAAUAUUUGGUGGUAAACUUGUUUAUGGGAUAGGAGUGCUGUUAACGGCAAUAUUUACAAUUUUAAGUCCAAUAGCUGCGAAAGUUGACUUUAAAUUCUUUAUAGUUGUGCGGGUAUUAGAAGGUUUAGGUGAGGGUGUGACAUACCCUGCGAUGCAUGCAAUGCUUGCUAGAUGGAUACCACCAUUGGAACGCUCAAAGUUUGCUGCAUAUGUGUAUGCGGGUUCGAACAUUGGUACAGUAAUAUCUUUACCAAUAUCAGGAUGGCUCUGUACUCUUGAUUAUGGUGGUGGUUGGCCGCUUUGCUUUUAUCUGUUUGGAGGUCUCGGUGUAUUGUGGUUUGUCGCGUGGAUGUUUCUUAUUUACGACACUCCACAGAAACAUCCAAGGAUAUGCGCAAAAGAGGUUGAAUACAUCACUAAUUCUAUAGGAGUACAAGAAGAUAAACCGUCGAUGUCAAUACCAUGGUGCAAGUUCCUGACCUGCCUACCCCUGUGGGCGAUAUUGAUAGCGCAAUGCGGCCAGUCCUGGCUCUUCUACACUCAGCUCACCGAGCUACCGACAUAUAUGAAUAAUAUACUGCAUUUCGAUAUCGUUUCUAAUGCCCGUCUGUCAGCUCUACCAUAUCUGACGUCAUGGAUAGCCGGUAUCAUAAUUAGUAUAUUUGCUGAUUGGCUGCUAUCCAAGGGUUGGAUAUCACGACAGACCAGUAUGAAACUCUGGAAUACAGUUGCGGCGUUUGUGCCAGCAUUCGGUCUGCUGGGUAUAGCGUGGGCGGGCUGCGACCGCACAGCCGUUAUGUUGCUACUCAGUAUCACUUCGGCAUUCGGCGGAGCUGUCUACGCAGGUAACCAGAUGAACCACAUCGACCUGUCCCCGCAGCUGGCGGGCACAAUGUACGGCAUCACGAACGCCGCCAGCAACAUCUGCGGCUUCCUCGCGCCCUACGUCAUCGGACAGAUCAUCAGCUCCGAACAGCAAACACUGGGCCAAUGGCGGGAAGUGUUCUACUUGGCGGCCGCCAUAGAUUUAGGAGCAAAUCUUUUCUACUUAUUCUUCGCAAGCACUGAGGAACAGGACUGGUCUCGGCCGGACAACGACGAUAUGACAGCGUCCGCGCCAGUGGAAAGCAUCAUGUACCCGGAGUCCUAGUGCCGGCGUCGCCCGCCGCGCUGGCCGUUGUGACGUCACACGCGUCACACCGCGCUGACGUCACACCGCACACGUCACACCGCCAACGUCACUACAUCACGCCACACCGUGCUGACGUCACAAUAUCUCGUCACAUUUGUGCGUUCGUUCUGUGAACUCGACGAGUCUCGUGUCAAUUGAACAACUAAAUUAUGUAAAAAAAUGUAUUAUUUGGUCAAAUUUAAUGGCGGCCAUUAUGUGUUUUCUUAUCUGUUUGGUUUUGAAAAUUGUCAAAUAAAGUGAAGUGAUAUUAUGAAUAGGUAUUGAAUUAUCCUAGUUGUCAAAAUUUAUUUCAAAGAUGUUUUGGAAUUGAUCGAAUUUUAUCGUAAAGUUUGUCUAUGGUUAAAGUUUUGGCUUUGAAUUGGAACAAAAUGUAUGUUUAUUAUUCCGUUUCUGAUUUUUGGUCUUUUUAAGUAAGUAUACGAACGUGUAAGAUGUAAACUUCUCUCUAUUUUACUUUUACGCCCUUUUUCCACUGCUGCAGUCGCGAUUCCAUCGCGUACCGUAGUGAAAACGGGGCCUUACAAUUUCUUUUCCACGAAAUAUUAAAUUUAGCUACUAAUUUUGCGGAACUAUUUCGAUUAUGACUAUUAAAAGUAAAAUGAACUUAUUACUAUUACUUGUUUGCUAUUAGUUAGUCAUAAUCGACAUUAUUAAACCUUGUAUGAGUAAGUAUAUAAAAAUAAUCUAUUAUUUUAGGUCCUGUCCCACCACUGGCUAAUAGAUAGUUUAAAAAUUACGUCAUUG